This is a messenger RNA of Episyrphus balteatus (marmalade hoverfly), 2059 nucleotides long. RefSeq lists its product as uncharacterized. Bases 748 to 1953 code for a protein of 401 amino acids. The transcript has a single exon. NCBI's taxonomy places the organism in Eukaryota, Metazoa, Arthropoda, Insecta, Diptera, Syrphidae. The record is from RefSeq and is a predicted model, not a curated record.
AUUUUCCCGAUAUCUCUUUUAUUGCUCGAGAUAUCUUAAGUUUCAGUUAAUAAGCCGAAGAGAAACUAAACUUAAUCUAAAUUUUAAGUCACUGGUCACAGAAUUUAUGCCACAAGAACCAAAAUAUACUUUUCUGAAGGUUUUUGGGUUACUGAACUCGAAUCCGCAAUCAGAAAAAUUCUAUUAGCCUCCGUUCUUGAAAUAUUACCGUAAUAAAAAAAACCUUUUUUUGCAUUUUAUAACGGUAAUAUUUCAAGAACGAAGACUAAUAGAAUUUUUCUGAUUGCAAAUUCGAGUUCAGUAACCCAAAAACCUUCAGAAAAGUAUAUUUUGAUUCUUGUGGCAAAAAAAGUUUAACUUGGUUGGCCAGUGUUGUUUCUGAUUCAAAGACCUCUACUUAAAUUUUAAAUAUCUCGGGCAAUAAAAGAGAUUUCGGAAAGAUUUGAAAAAAAAUUGAAAGAAUAAAACUAGCUUUUAUAUGCAUUGUUACAAAUUUAUUCAAAAUGAAUUACUAUACAUAAAAACAUAACCGCGAAAACAGCCAAAAUUACGUUUUUUGACAUUUUCUAACCGUAAUAUUUCAAAAACGAAGGCCAAUCAAAUUUUUCUGACUUCAGAUUCGGAUUCAGCACGCCGAAAACUACUAGAAAAGUAUAUUUUGGUUCGUGUGGCAAAAACCUUGUUGACCAGUGUAAUUCUUAUGAAUUUGAAAACUCAAUAGAAAUCCUAGUGAUUUUAAAUUCUCAUAUGACAUUUCUAACAUAUCUCAUAAAUGAAUGUAACGAACAAUAUGAUUUAAUUAUAUCUGCAAUAUUAUUUUCGAAAACAAACAUAUUACACCCUAGUAUUAUCACACCUAAACGAUUUAUUGAUGAAUUAUUAAACAAUACUCAUCGUUUAAAUAAUGGAAAAUCAUUUCCAUUGCCUUUGGAAUACGACAAUUCUUUUAAACUUAUUGAAAUAUCAAAAUUAAAAGCUUUUUAUAAAGAAAACAAAUUAGUUUUUGUCAUACAAACUCCUUUGGUUACGUACACAGAGUUCAAUCUAUAUAAAUUACAUCCACUCCCAGUUCCUUUAAGAAAUAACUCCUUUAUUUUUAUCAAUCCUUCAGCCAAUUAUUUAGCAAUAUCUGUAAAUAAGCUAUCAUAUAUAACAAUUGAAGAUAAAGAAUCAAAUUGUAAAAAUAUUUAUAAUGAUAAGACUAUUUGUGAAAAUAAUAUUAUAAAAUCCACUACAACUUCACCAACUUGCGAAACAAAACUAAUUAUAACACUAAAUAAAAAUAUACCAGAACAAUGCAAUACGAAAAUAUUACAAGGAUACAUUUCAAUUUGGCAUCCUCUGAAAAACAACAUUUGGAUCUUCGUGAGUCCUCAAGAAAAACUUAUCACCAUCAGCUGCAAAGAUGAAGACAUUAAAGAUGAUAUCAUAAAAGGAAUAGGAUUAUUUAAACUGCAGCCUGAUUGCCGAGCAUAUUCAGCAUCUCAUCAAAUUAUUUCCACUACAAAAAUAUCGACUGAAUACAACCAUAUAUUUCCAGACAUACCAAUUUUCGAAGACGAUUGCUGUGGUGAAUUAAAAUCAAAAAACAAGUCAAAACUAUUUCUAUCCCCAAUAAAUCUUUCCAAUAUACGCCUUGAUGAAUUAAAAACAGCAUCCAGUAAAAUAAACAAAAUAGAAGAGAACAUGGAUAAACUUUUCAAUGAUCACAUCCAAAAAGCUAACAACGGAUGGUUUAAAAUGGCUAUGCAAUUCUUAGUCAGUGCAGUCGCAAUCAUUAUUAUACUGUACUGUUUAUCCUGCUGUGGAUGUUUCAGACUAAUCCAGCUUAUAUGUUGUCGACACAAUCAAAAUGACCCAUGUUUGGUUAAAAUUUACAAUAAUUAUAAAACGAAAUCAAACCCACAUGAUAGUGGAUCUUCGGAAGACAUUUCUUUGCCAUACACUCCUUGACUUCACAUCGCUCCGCAUACUCCAACUUCAAUGAGACGCUCUAAACAAGAAAUUUCGCAAGGAUUUUCUACAAAUGAUUAAAAAAAAAAAAUAUUUUAUAUGAAAA